Messenger RNA from Emiliania huxleyi CCMP1516, 1160 nucleotides. RefSeq lists its product as hypothetical. The record is from RefSeq and is a predicted model, not a curated record. The coding region runs from base 1 to 999 and encodes 332 amino acids. The transcript is spliced from 2 exons. Lineage: Eukaryota; Haptophyta; Isochrysidales; Noelaerhabdaceae.
AUGGCUAACGUCGACGAGGAGCUGGAGCUGCGCUCGGACGCUCUCGGCCCGGUGCCAAAUCCGAUCAACGGAGGCGACAAGGUGUACCUGCAGUGCUCGGCCCACACCGGCCCGAUUCGGGCAGCCUUUGAGUCAGCACUCGGCGUCAAGGUCCAGCACGGCGUUUUUGGCGGCAAGAUCUGGAACAUGCUGCUGCAGCUCGAAUCGACCGACCGCGUCCAGGCAGUGGAGAAGCUGGAGGAAGAGCAAGGCAUCUCGCGCGCGACCAUACAGCGCAAGGGCAAGCCAGUGUACGUGGUGUACAUGUCAAAGAAGGAAAGGGAGAAGCGCAAGAGCCAGACUCUGGAGGACACCCUCUCGGAGCGUGCCAAGUUGAUCGAGAUCCCGGAAGAGCAGCUCGCAAAGAUCGACGCGUGCUGGCUGAAGGAGGAGGAGUACAAGGAGGUGUGCAAGGCGCUGCACGAGGACCAGCACGACUGGACGGGUGUCAACUCGCGUGUCAAGUCGAUCUCGAAGCAAGCGUUCCUUAACACGCGAGUUGACACGGCGCCAGCCUUCCGCGCCUUUGAGGAGCGCGCCGCUGCCUUUACGGCGCAGAAGGAGGAGAAGGACACGCACAAGCUCGAGCAGCUGAUGAAGUCGGCGGAGGCUGAGCUGAGCUUUGCCAAGGAGAAGCUGGCCACCUGCCGCGAGGACAAAAAGAACUUCACUUCCGACCUGCGCAAGUACUACGAGCGGCGCGACGAGCUCAAGGCUGAGGCUGUCAAUCUCGCGCUCGACUCGUACUCUGACCAUGCCAAGAUCGCGGAGAUUCAGCUAAAGCGGCGGCGCCUCAUUGACACCAUCUCUGAGACGGAGGGCAAAGUCUCGUCGCUCGCCGUCUCUAUCUCGGAGUACGAGAAGCGCACCAAGGAGCUGGAGACGAAUAUCGAAGACCUGGCGGCCAAAGUCGACCCGAAGACCGACGGGCAGCCGUCGUCGAAGCGGCAGCGGCUCUGACUCGGUCGGUCGGUCGGUGUCUUGGCAUCUUCCAUGGCGCCGGGCAGAAGCGGCUCUAGGCUCCCCUAGCUGCAAGACAAGAGCAUGCGCGCUAGUAGUCGGGUCCGCCGUCCCUGACGGCAUAUCCUGUGCAGAUAGGUAGCUAAUAGGUUUCGAGUCCU